GUUAGGAAGUAUUGUGGACUGAGGGAGUCAGAGGGGCAGGUGGAGUGAGUGACCAGAUCAAGUUUAAUGCCGAGAAAAACAAAGUGAUGCAUUUUAGAAGGAAGAGUGAGGAGAAACAAUAUGAAAUAAAAGUCACAUUGUAAAAAGGGAUUGCAGGAACAGCAAGGCAAGAAGCUUUACAUGCACAAAUCUUUGAAGGUGGAGCUAUGUCUCUAUUCCAUCAGCAUCAAUGGGUCAAAAUCUGAGAAUUCCCUUCUGCAGAGCAUUGUUGGUAUAACCAUAUCCAAAGGACUGCAGUGGUUUGUGAAGACAAGUUGUCAAUACAGGACAGUUAGAGCUAUAUUUUAUGGACCAAGGGGUAAGAAAGGUGAAACUGGACCAUCUGGACCACCUGGCCCUAAAGGUGACAAUGGACAACCAGGUGACAUUGGGUGGAGGGGUCGCAAUGGAAUGGAUGGGGCACCAGGUGCACCAGGGUCUCCUGGAAGACCUGGUAAUGCUGGAUGGCCAGGACCACAGGGACUACGCGGUCAUCCAGGUACAAGAGGUGUGAAUGGACGCAAUGGUGUACCAGGACAUAAAGGACCCCCAGGAAUGCCCGGACCAAGAGGACUGGUUGGUCCAAAUGGACCUCCAGGUCCCAUGGGAGAGAAAGGUGAUCCUGGCCCAAUGGGACCCAGUGGACCAAAUGCCUUUUUGGUAUCGACUGCAUUUUCUGCUGUACUUGACACCAACAAUCCUCCAUCUGGCAUACCAAUUGUUUGGCAGAGAACAAUCUUUAAUGGGGAUGGAGAUUACCAGCCUGAGACAGGCAUCUUCCUAACGAGGAUACCUGGUAUUUAUCGUUUCCAUUACAUUCUCCAAGUAUAUUCAAUGAGUGCUUAUGUAGUUUUCAAAAUAAAUGAUGCUAUUGUCUGGAGCACCUUCCAACCUUUUAAUUCCUAUUAUGAAGUUGCAUCAGGCGGUUUAGUAGUAAGUCUGAACCAUGGAGAUCGAGUUUGGUUAGAGAUAAUUGAUAACUGCAGUGGCAUAUGUAACGUGUGGAACUACAGUGUGGAAUGCAUUGCCUGCAAGUGUGGUGGAGGCAAAUUCAAGAACGAGAUUCCAGAGGGCCGUGGAAUCGAAACAACUGGGGAGAAAGCAGGAGAUUGA
This is a messenger RNA of Rhincodon typus (whale shark), 1152 nucleotides long. Its product is annotated as collagen alpha-1(VIII) chain-like. Bases 181 to 1152 code for a protein of 323 amino acids. NCBI's taxonomy places the organism in Eukaryota, Metazoa, Chordata, Chondrichthyes, Orectolobiformes, Rhincodontidae. The transcript has 3 exons. Gene Ontology annotation, molecular function: protein binding. The record is from RefSeq and is a predicted model, not a curated record.